AGAAGAGUUACCUCCCUUGCAGUAUUUUACUAUGGUGAAAGUUUGAUGUCAACAGCUUAUCAGCAAGUGCCCUAUCGACAAUCUCGGUAGCUCGGUUUCUGAAAGGAUGGAAGCUGUGUGAGCACAAGGACAAGAAGAGAGUUUAUGACACUGAGUCUGUGCAUAAGUUGCCAAGAUCAUGAGCUCUGUGAACAUCGAGUCGCAACCAUGCCCUCAGCGGGAUGUGUCAUCUAAGGUGUGGCGGAUAUUCGAGCAUCUGUAUCAUGGAGUGACCAGCCUCUACACCUGGGUCAGUAGGAUGGACAUAGAUGGACUGGUGCUGGUCCACGAUGGCGACCCCCCGGGAUAUGUGAACUUUCUACACAACGCCCUGGUGGCGGAGAUGGAGAGUCAGGGGGGACAACUCCCCACCAGCCUCAGUCAAGUCUCACACCAGCGUGAGGUCAUCCUCAGGGUCAUCGAGAGGCUGAGACGAAAGAAUGUAAACAACGUUCUUACACUUGGAUUUGGAGCUAUGUCUGACAACCCGAAGGCACACAUCAGUCACAUCCCCAGUUUGGAGUACAGGUUCCCGAACAGUGCAUUCAACAGACUCCAGUACAGCCCUUGGAAGACACUGCUGUCUAGGAUCGGAGACCAGCUGAUGUCACUGCUCCUGGAGCGUACCAGUGUGUUCUACCUUGUCCCACCCUCCAACUACGUCCAGCUGACAGGUGUGCCUGUGUAUGAGCUGUGGCCCAGUGACAGCGGGAAGUCUUUGAUUAUUAAACCAGUCUGCCGGAAGAACAAAGUUACAAAGAAUCAUCACUUUCCAAAGAAAACAAAAUCAGAAAUUACAGAUUUGGGAACUCCCAAGAAGCGUCAUGUCCCGACCACACCUGGUGUAAAGAGACAGACUGGGUUGAAGAGAAAGAGAGACGAGGGAAGUAAUGAUGGGAAGAAGGCCCGACGGAGAGGUGAAAACACGGGGGGAUCGAAGACGUUCAACCCCUUUGAUUUCCACAUGACGACCCCUCGCCAUAUCAUGAUGUACAGUAAAGAUCUUCGAGAACAUCUUCCCAAGUCUUUCUGUCUGAGUGGCCUGGAGCCGUCUGUGGUGGGGGGCACCUGCCUCAGUGGCCAGAUCCUCCAUCACAUCCGUGUCGUCCCCUGUGUCCCGGAGAGGACGGAGUUGGAGGACACAGCUGACACACACACAACACACAUUGGUCCUCUGUGUCAGCAGAUCCUACAGAACCACAGGAAAUGUCGAUACAGAUCACUGCUCAACCACUACUGUAGAACAAAGUCACAAAUGGUUAAAAGGUCAAGGUCAUCUGACAGAAUACCCAGGUUGUCAGCUCCUGUCUUCAAGAGAGGUGCUGCAGGGACAAGGUCAGACGUCCCAUCCCUGAAGAGGUCAGGCUGCAGGAAGCUGACCACAGGCCAACUGCUGGACGACUUCACCCCUCACAGACAGGUGUUCCUCUUCUUGCGGGCACUUUGUAUCAAGGUCAUUCCGCUGGAGAUGUUCGGGGAUGAUCGCAACAGAAAGGUUUUCUUCAAGCCAGAUCUCGGGGACGCUGUGUCACUGGGGCAGCAUGAGAAGUACUGCCUGGGACAGCUCAUGAAGGACGUGAAGGUGAAGUCCUACAAGUGUCUACAGCGUGAGCCCGGCGGACAUCCCUGCCAAGUGCGUCGAGUGGCCCAGAUACUGUGGUGGCUGCUCAACUAUUUCAUCUGUCCUGUCAUCAAGGCAUUCUUCUAUGUGACAAACACCAACAUCUACAGGAACCGGGUUGUGUACUACAGGAAGAGUGUAUGGAUUCAGCUCCACACCAGGACUCUCACAGCUCUGCGACAGAGGAAGAUGAUGUCCCCCGUUACACAGACGAAGGUGGAGCACCUACUUGAUAGCGGCCAUGCCCUAGGGAUCUCCUACCUGCGCUUCCUGCCUAAAUUGACGUCACUGAGACCUGUCGUCAACAUGGGCAGGAAACCUGAGCCGUGGACCAAGAAGAAACUGUCCAUCAACUCCCAACUACGGACCUGUUUGAGUAUCCUUCAGUAUCACGUGCACAGAAGACCGGAACUGCUGCAGAGCUCCAAGUUUGGUUUCCAAGACAUCUAUGAGGCAUUCAGGGAGUUUGUUGUAAAGAGGCGGGCACGGCAGGACACGCGGCCUCUCUACUUCGUGAAGACUGACAUCAACAAGUGCUUUGACACUAUAGUACAAGAGAAACUAUACUUCAUUGUCAAGGCUAUCUUAGAGUCCGAAGAUGAAUACAUAACGCGAAGAUGGGCAAGUGUUUUCCUGGCCGGGGACCGACUCAGACGUACCUACCAUCGGGAGACCUUCACCCUCGGGGAAUACGAACCGGACUUCAUCCGGUACAUGCGGAGUCGCUCCGAGCAGCUGACCGACUGUCUCCUGGUGGACCAGGUGAUGCACCCACACCUCACAGCCGACCACCUAGUGUCUGUGGUGAAGAGCCAUCUCUUUAACAACAUAGUCAAGAUUGGCCGGGGGUACUUUCAGCAGACGGUGGGGAUCGGGCAGGGGUCUGUCCUGUCCACCAUGUUGUGCAGCUUGUACACCGCACACCUGGAGCAGCUCACGCUUGGCGCCGCUCAGGAGGACGAGCUGCGGAUGCGCCUCGUGGAUGACAAUCUCUACAUCACCCCCCACAGGGACAAGGCUGUGCACUUCCUCAAUAUUGCUCUACAGGGCAACAAGGAGUACAACUUUACAUCCAACAUGGACAAGGUCCUUCUCAACUUUGAGGUGUUCCAUCCUGAGCAAGGUCUAGUUCCUUCUGUAGACAGUGAGGAGUUCCCGUGGUGUGGGAUGCUGUUCAACACGCACAGCCUGGAGGUGAUGGUGGACUACGACAGAUACGCUGGGCAAGCCAUCCGAGACACAAUCACGAUAGAAUUCUCUACUCAACCCGGUGUCUCCAUGAAGAACAAGCUGCUUAUGUUCUUGAGGUACAAAUGUCACGGGAUGUACAUGGACCCACAGAUCAACAGCGUGGCCAGGAGGAUCGUCAGCACGUACCGAGUGUUCCUGCUGGCGGCCUACAAGCUCCACUGCUUCGUCCUCAACUCCUGGCCGGCCUCACGCAGGAACAACCAUCGCUUCCUGAUAGAGGUCAUCCUCAACCUUGCCAGCUACCUUCACUUCAAGGUCAAGGCCAAUGUGAAGCAAGCCGUUGAUGAGGAUGGAGGCUCGUCUCUGUUGCCGUUACCUCUUGUCAAAUGGCUGUGUGUGCAGGCCCACCUGGUGAAACUCCAGCAGCACCACUCCAUGUACAGUCCGCUGCUGUCUGCACUCAAGGCCUACAGGAAGGGCUUCUGGAGGAGGAUGAUUCCCCAGCACAGGUGUGAGGUGGAGUUCCUCAAGAAGAAUCGCAUCCCUGUACAGUUCCAGCAGAUCCUGGAGAGGUGAUGGGCCUCGUCGUGUCUGUAGACACUGGAGAGUUGAUCAGCCAAUUCAUGUCUGUAGAUACUGGAUUCAUGUCACCCAUUUCAUGCCAUUUCACCUGUUGCUCGCUUUGUUAUCCUCAUGUAGAGGAAUAAAUCUGUUUACAUCGA
This is a messenger RNA of Haliotis rufescens (red abalone), 3573 nucleotides long. RefSeq names its product telomerase reverse transcriptase-like. Gene Ontology annotation, biological process: telomere maintenance via telomerase. The transcript is spliced from 34 exons. The coding region runs from base 179 to 3427 and encodes 1082 amino acids. Gene Ontology annotation, cellular component: telomerase catalytic core complex. The record is from RefSeq and is a predicted model, not a curated record. Lineage: Eukaryota; Metazoa; Mollusca; Gastropoda; Lepetellida; Haliotidae. Gene Ontology annotation, molecular function: telomerase RNA binding; telomeric repeat DNA binding.